CUGUGCUGCCGCUCACAGACAGAUGUGCACGGCGACUGCGGGGAAGCGCCUCCAUCUCAGCAGCGAGAGCCUGCAGUAUGUAGGAAGAUGGGAAGAGUGACUUUCGAGCAGCAUCUCCUCUCUGAUGACUUGAUAUCUACACCAGGAAGCUGAGAUCACGCAGUUUAACACACAAAACUGCGCGGAGUCGCACUUUUCUCGGGUUGAGGGAAAGAUGGGAGGGAGAUUAUCGUGUGUCAUAACACUGGACUUUAAAAAUAAUACGUAGCUUCACGCAGUAUGUCACCACAUUUCCUCUGCUGCGAUCUGUGCUGUCCGGCGGAACACGGGACUAAAGCGAAGGGCUUCUGAAUCAUGGCAGCAAAAGAGGAUCUUCAGAGCAAAGUGACUCCGCGGAGGCUGAGGCACAGCCGGCCGGGCGCAGUUAAGCAGGGACCUAAUCUGGACGUGCUUCUCUCAAUGGGUUUCCCCAAAACCAAGGCGUACAGCCCUGAGCUGCAGAGCCCCACACCACCCCCAAGGCUGAAAGCGCUGGUGUCAACAGGAGGAAGGAGUGUGCAAGCAGCUUGUGACUGGCUCUUCUCCCAUGUGGACGACCCCUUCCUCGAUGAGCCCCUUCCCCGGGAGUUUGUGUUGUACCUGCGCCCCAGCGGCCCUCUGCUGCACCAGCUCUCGCACUUCUGGCAGCAGUCACGCCUCAUCUGUGGGAAGAACAAGGCCCACAACAUCUUCCCCCACAUCACACUCUGUCAGUUCUUCAUGUGUGCAGAUAGCAAGGUGGAGCCCCUUUGUGAAGCUCUGGAGUCCGUGGUGAGUCAGUGGAGAGGCCGCUUCCCCAGCCCGCUGCCCCUGGAGCUCUACACCUCCUCCAGCUUCAUCGGCCUCUUUGUGGAGGAGCAGGUCGCGGAGCUUCUGAAGAAGUUUGCUGCAGAUUUUGCCACGGAAGCUGCUGCACAAGCAGAUGUCCAUGUAGAACCCCAUAAGAAACAGCUCCAUGUCACCUUGGCCUACCAGUUCCAGACCAAUCACCUCUCUUCACUGGAGAAGCUGGCCAAAGGAAUCGAAGUAUCACUUGGCUGUGACUGGCUUGCUGUUCUCUUCUCCCGAGAUAUACGAUUUGCCAACCAUGAGACCCUACGGGUUAUGUACCCCUACGUGCCUCAGAAUGAAGACGAGCUGGAGCUGGUGCCUGGUGAUUACAUCUUUGUGCUGCCUGUAGAGCAAGGCAGCACCAGUGAGGGCUGGAUCUAUGGCACCUCCCUUGGCACCGGCCUGUCUGGCCUGUUGCCUGAGAACUAUGUGGACCAGGCUGACGAGUCAGACACCUGGGUCUUCCAUGGGUCUCACUCCUUUCUCAGCUGUAACCCCCCAGCAGGCAUGGUGGCUCUGGUCAACAAAGCUGCAGAUGGGCUGCUGGACGGCCCCUUCAUCGGCGACUCGAGUGCCAUGGGCCAGGCCCCCCUCGGCGUUGUCUGCCAGCCCAUGCAGGUACUGCGGGUCUUCGGCCAGACCAAACCGCCCAAGAGGACUCUCUUCGUUUGUCGCCAUGGUGAGCGGAUGGACGUGGUGUUUGGGAAACACUGGCUCUCCCAGUGCCUGGAUGCCAAAGGGCGCUAUGUCCGCACCAACCUGAACAUGCCGACGAGCCUCCUGCCACGCAGUGGAGGAUAUCGCGACUAUGAGAAGGAUGCCCCCCUCACUGUGUUUGGGUCAACCCAGGCCCGGCUUGUGGGGGAGGCUUUAUUAGAGAGUAACACUACAGUUGACUUUGUGUACUGCUCACCGUCCCUGCGAUGCGUGCAGACGGCCCACAACAUACUCAAAGGUCUGCAGCAGGAAGGCAGAAGGAAGAUUCGAAUUGAGCCGGGGCUUUUUGAGUGGACGAGGUGGGUGUCCGGACCCUCACUGCCUGCCUGGAUCCCUCCCACAGACCUGGCCGCAGCCAACCUGAGUGUCGACACCACGUACAGACCUCAUAUUCCUGUUAGCAAGCUGACUGUGUCUGAACUGUACGACACCUACAUCAGCCGGAGCUUCCAGGUGACCGAGGACAUCCUCACAGACUGCCUGAACAUGGGAAACACCAUCCUAAUUGUGGCGCACGCUUCUUCCCUCGAGGCCUGCACUCGACAGAUCCAGGGUCUUAGUCCGCAGAACGCUAAGGACUUUGUGCAAGUGGUGCGAAAGAUCCCCUACCUGGGCUUCUGUGCCUGUGAGGAGGGGGACACCGGCCUCUGGCAGCUGGUGGAGCCCCCCGUCCUGCCGCUCACGCACGGACCCAAUCAUAGCUUCAACUGGAGGGAGACCCUGCUGCAGGACUGAGGGAGCUAGUCUGUCCAAAUCUCCACCCCAGAACACCCCAGGGACCUUGUCUCCUCGGUACAGAUGUGUUCUUCAGGGAGGUGGCAAGAGUCUACUCUGACUCUUGCUCCAGGCUCGGGGCCAGAGAUGGGCCCCGUCACAACUCAGAGUGAAGCUGCAUUGCAGGAAACAUUUCGUGGGAGAAUCCAGUAAUGGAUUUCAUGCCUUAUUUUAAAAAAUCCCAGAUGCACCUGUGCUCCAACAAGCUGCAUUUGUAGCCCAAAUGACUCAUAUAUAGGCAUAUAUAUUUAUAUACUUGUCAGACUGAUGUGACAUAUUUUACAGUCAUUGAUUCGGGGGCAGCGGUUGGUUGUUGGUUUUCAAGGCAUGUGUUUUGGACUAAGCCGUGUCUCACCUGAGCGAGUUAUUCAUGUGCUUUUCCUGAUCACCAUCGCUCUGCGAGUUAUUCAUGUGCUCUUCCUGAUCACCAUCGCUCAGCGAGUUAUUCAUGUGCUUUUCCUGAUCACCAUCGCUCAGCGAGUUAUUCAUGUGCUCUUCCUGAUCACCAUCGCUCUGCGAGUUAUUCAUGUGCUCUUCCUGAUCACCAUCGCUCAGCGAGUUAUUCAUGUGCUCUUCCUGAUCACCAUCGCUCAGCGAGUUAUUCAUGUGCUUUUCCUGAUCACCAUCGCUCUGCAAGUUAUUCAUGUGCUCUUCCUGAUCACCAUCGCUCAGCGAGUUAUUCAUGUGCUUUUCCUGAUCACCAUCGCUCUGCGAGUUAUUCAUGUGCUCUUCCUGAUCACCGUCGCUCAGCGAGUUAUUCAUGUGCUCUUCCUGAUCACCAUCGCUCUGCGAGUUAUUUAUGUGCUCUUCCUGAUCACCAUCGCUCAGCGAGUUAUUCAUGUGCUCUUCCUGAUCACCGUCGCUCAGCGAGUUAUUCAUGUGCUCUUCCUGAUCACCGUCGCUCAGCGAGUUAUUCAUGUGCUUUUCCUGAUCACCAUCGCUCUGCGAGUUAUUCAUGUGCUCUUCCUGAUCACCAUCGCUCAGCGAGUUAUUCAUGUGCUCUUCCUGAUCACCAUCGCUUAGUGAGUGUUGAUGCGAAACCCAAGUUCUGUGUGGGAUGAGAAUACGUAUACUUCCGGUCCUGCUGGGCUGUUCCAGCAGGCUAAAUCUAAUUUAACCAGUGUGCUCCUUCUGCUCCUACGUUAUUAUAUUCUGCUGCUAUACAUCUUUCAUUAAGCAAUGUGUUCAAAGGCACAAAAAUUUCUUUGGGUUUUGGGGUUCAUAAGCAUGACCUCCUAACCAAGAUGUGAAUUCCCUGCAUACUGUUGAAUAUCGUGUCUAUGCCCUUUCAAACCCUAGUCUAAAAAAUGCAGUACAGUGACACAAUGAGCAUGAUGAAAAAUGAGUAUUUGCAGGGAAAUUCUACACCACAUUCCCCUCACAUUAAAUCUCAGGGUCUGAUAGGAUGAAUCUCAUCUUUAGCAGAGUUGAACUCUGAUGUUUUUUGCACAAAGGAUAACUUAAUACAUUAGGCGAUUAACAACUGAAAAUGCACAUAUACAGGUAUAUCAUUUCUAUAACGUAGCAGAAAUUGUGACACCUCGAAAAUUUUCUAUUGGAUUAAUUUUUAGGCCAGUUCACAAAUCAUUUUUACUCUCUCCCCAUACAUGGAUUUUUAAUCUUUCAUGUUUAGGCUAUUUUAUUGACAUUGAAAUUCGGGAGAAUGUGAGUAUUAUGUUCAAUUUGUUCAAAUUAUGUUCACUUUUUUCUGAAGUGUCUGUGUUUUACCAUAAAGAUAAGUUUGAAUUUUUCUUUUUUCAUCAUUUCGACCAUGAGAACCAUUUAUUGCUUUAUUAACGUAAGUGAUGGACUUUGCAGUGCAGUAUUUAUGUCUAGCGUCUGGGAUCAAAUUUUAUACACCCAAAUCACUGGUGAUGCAUUGCUGUACCCGGAAAAGAGUGUCAGAUGAAUUACCUGGUCUAAGUAAACAUCUCAAAAUGAAUCACAUUUAUUGUACAUUUUGUCCUCAUAUGUAAUGUUUGAAGCAUAGCAAACAUUCGAGAGCUUUGCUGGUUUUUUUUAUUCAUGUUUGAUACUUUAAUUUUGUCUGUAUAUGUAUAAAAAAAGUGUCAUCAACCUUUGCACAAAAUGUCAGGCACACAAAAUCAUUCGAUAUAAUGCACUGAGAUUUGAUCUUUGCUCAUUUUCUCUCAGCUGAGUCAUCUGGCAUUUUACUUUCUAUGCUUUUGCCCAAUUACAAUACUAAUAUUAAUACUAAUAUUUUCAGCAAAAUUUGUGCAGACAUUUUAUCCCCCAGGUUACAGUGCAGGCCAAUGACACAUAAUUCACAAGCCAUAUAAAAUGACAUUAAUAAAGUUCAUCUUAAAAUAUGAUGAAUGCUAGAGAUAUUCAUUUAUUGUUAGUGUGUUGUUAAUGUAUUAUAAUACACAGUCUGUAAUUAAGUGUUUUAUAUUUUAAAAACAUUAAGUCCGACUUUGCUCAUGGAACUUAAAAGGAAGUCAGAAGUUGUGACCAAAGUUCAUUGUUCUGUUUAUACUAGUCAAUCUUCUUUUAGUCAUCUAGUCAUCUAAAUAUUUGUUUCAGAACUGUGGGAAUUAUUGCUUGUAUAAGAUUGUUUUGAUUAAAUAAAUUAAAAGUAAAGAAAUUAGAGAAUGAAUGGGAGAAAGAAAUUAUUACAGGAAGCCUGGUGCUUUACUGUCCUAAAUGGCCGUUCAUGCGUUUGAGUGGAUGGACCGUAGUGUUAAAAAAAUACAACCUGUUUUCUGUAAGCAAGCUCCAAAUACUUGAAGAAACAACACAUCUUUCUAUUUAAUUAUUUUUAUGCAUAGACAGAUGUGGCUGUGUUGAGCGCAUGUGUCAUAUUUUGUUACACAUGAUUGCCACAGUAUUUGAUUCUUUAAAUAACUCACUGCUUCAGAAAUAUAUAAAUUAUGUUUGCAAAUAAAUGUUUUAUUACCUGAA
Messenger RNA from Brienomyrus brachyistius, 5283 nucleotides. RefSeq names its product ubiquitin-associated and SH3 domain-containing protein B-like. Gene Ontology annotation, molecular function: protein binding. The record is from RefSeq and is a predicted model, not a curated record. Lineage: Eukaryota; Metazoa; Chordata; Actinopteri; Osteoglossiformes; Mormyridae. Bases 355 to 2322 code for a protein of 655 amino acids. The transcript is spliced from 15 exons.